Molecule: messenger RNA, 1186 nt
Organism: Cimex lectularius (bed bug)
Lineage: Eukaryota; Metazoa; Arthropoda; Insecta; Hemiptera; Cimicidae
Exons: 2
Coding region: 18-1025 (335 amino acids)
Biological process (GO): regulation of transcription by RNA polymerase II
Cellular component (GO): transcription regulator complex; nucleus
Source: RefSeq, a predicted model, not a curated record
UGCGUUUAAAGUUUGCAAUGUGUGAGGUUCUUGAAAUUGAUAAUGAUAUUUUAAUAUCAUUAGUGGAGGCAAGACCGGUUUUGUGGGACAAAACAUUGAACUCAUUUAAAGAUAGAAAUCUCACCCAGGACGCAUGGAGAGAAGUUUGUUGUGCUUUGCGAAACGAUUUUGAGGAUAUGGAGGAUAAGGAAAAAAAUGCAUUUGGAAAAGAAGUAACAAAGAGAUGGGGAAACCUUCGGGAUGCUUUCUCAAAGUCAAAGAGGAAGCUGAAAGAGUCAAAGAAAAGUGGAGCUGGUGCCCGUACAUUUAAAAACUACGUCUACGCUGAGCAAAUGCAAUUUUUAAAUAAAUUGUUUCAAACGAGGGAAGUUGUAGACAGUUUAGAUGGUGGAACCGAAAACAAUGAAGACGAAAAUGUUGAUGCUUUACCAGGAGCCACAGUACCCCCCAAGGAGAACCCCAAACCUCGAGAAAACAAAAGACGUCGCCAGCCGGAUGAGGUGGAGAUGAAAAUUAUUAAAGCACUAGAAGAACCUCCACUUAGUCCUCACAUUUUAUUUUUUCAAGGGCUUUUGCCACAUUUAAACAAGUUCGACGAUAGCGAAGUUCUUGAAUUUCAAAUGGGUGUAUUGGAAGUGAUUUCCAAAAUUAAAAACAAACAAAAAAACACUGCUCAACCUCAACUCCUUCCACGGGGAACACCUUUCUACUAUCCUAGCAAUUAUCCCUUUCCACAGCAUCAAUCAUUUCCCCCUUCACAAAUGUCUUAUUCCAAUCAAUUCAGCUUCAAACCACAAGAGCCCCAAACCUAUCAGUCCCACCAAUUCAAAUAUCCCCUGAGUCACAACUACGAUUCAAACCAACAGCAGGCCUGCUCUUCAAAAGGGAAGGCAGUUAAACAUCCGCAAGGGCAAACGACUGCACAAUAUUUGGCACACGAAGAAUUUGGCAGAACAUCUCCAGAGACCUUUCCAUCAGCGAGCCCCUCCCCAGCUGGAUCAGAUACCACUUACGACUUCUCAUAAUUUCAUAUUAGUUAAAAAAGUGAUUUAAAAAAAAUGGUUACAAAUAAUAUCAAAUUGCUUGGACUUCUUGUUUUAUUGUGGUAGGCAUCUUGUGGUUAUGUAUAUUUAUUUAGUACAUUGGGAACAUUAAUAAAAUUUUACUGAGAGAAAGCAUUAUAUUA